This is a messenger RNA of Chrysoperla carnea, 276 nucleotides long. RefSeq names its product small lysine-rich protein 1. The record is from RefSeq and is a predicted model, not a curated record. Lineage: Eukaryota; Metazoa; Arthropoda; Insecta; Neuroptera; Chrysopidae. The transcript has a single exon. Bases 1 to 276 code for a protein of 91 amino acids.
AUGCCUGGUAAAAAAGGAAAAGGAAAAAAAGGCUUGAAAGGGAAAAAGAAAAAGGGAUCCCGUAAAGCUGGUGGGGGAGGUGGAGGUGGAGGAGGUGGUGGAGGUGGAAGUCGUAGUGCGAAAGGUCGAUGUAAUGUUGAUGUCUUCUCGGAGGCCGCAAUGGAAAAUGCUUAUUACACAUGCCAUAAUGUACAAGAUUGUUUAAAAAUACGUGGAUUUCCUUGGCCUGAAGCAGCCAAAAAGAAGAAGGGCAAAAAAGGGAAAGGCAAGAAAUAA